GCUAAAAUUUUUUAUUGUUAUUAAGUUAAUUUGAAAGAAUUGUAAUCUAAUUUAAAUGUCAAAUGUCUUCGCCGCCUUUAUGUUGGCGGCGGGAGCUGGACUUUCUACUACUGUAGGAGCUGCGUUCGUUUUUAUAAAGCGUUUUUUCCAUCCUAAAAGUUUCGGGCUUGCAAUUAGUUUAGGUUUCUCUUCGGGAGUUAUGAUAGGAGUUUCAUAUCUCGAUAUAUUUGGAAAGGCAGUUAAUCAUUUUGAAAAUUGUAGAUGCAUGCUAAUUCAUAACGAUCCUACCAAGUCAGCUUAUAUAUUGGCUAUACUCUUUACUAUAACUGGAAUAUUAUCAUUAUUUCUACUUGAUGGAUUUAUUUAUUUAUUUAAGAAAGGAGUUCCAUUCAAAUCCAAUAACAAAAAUGCUGAAUCUAACAUGCUACCUCACUUUCAUCAUUCCAAUCCUGCCCUUGCUAAUUUUGAUGGCAAGAAUCAUACCAAAUCGGCCAGUGAAAAUAGCAAUAAAUCUCCUUCAGAUGAGGAUGGAUUUUCAGCGAUUCCCUUACAAAGCGUAAAUAAUUCUGAUAGGAAGGGGAGUUCUCGUAGCGAAUCUUGCGAGUGGAAUUGUUUUAAUUUCGGCAUUUUUACGAAUGCUUGCAAAAAAAUUGAUUCUAAGGAUAAAGAAAUUUCUGAAGAAAAAGACAGUUUAAAUAUUAAAGGAAAAAAAAGUAAACUAAAACGUUUAGGACUUAUAACUGCGCUAGUAAUUACUUUGCAUAACAUUCCAGAAGGGCUCGUUACUUUUGUGGCAGCACUUAAAGAUCUGAAAGUCGGCGGCUCACUCGUAUUUGCUAUAAUAGCUCAUAAUAUUCCGGAAGGUUUUUGCAUUGCAAUUCCUAUUUAUUACGCUACUGGAAGCCGCUGGAAAGGUUUUCUAUAUGGCUUUUGGUCGGGAGUUAGUGAAAUUUUUGGAGCGUUGAUUGGCUUUGCGUUAACCAAUACCUAUACGGGGGAUGGACUUUAUGCAGCUUUAUUUGGUUUAGUAGUGGGAUUGAUGACUUCUAUUGUUAUUAAAGAAAUGCUUCCAACUGCAUUCGAGUAUGAUCCUCAUAAUAAGGUCGUCUCGUAUUCUUUUUUGGGAGGAUUUAUAAUAAUGAUUAUUAGUCUCAUAUUGUUUACUCUCUAA
Messenger RNA from Zophobas morio, 1171 nucleotides. RefSeq names its product zinc transporter ZupT-like. Lineage: Eukaryota; Metazoa; Arthropoda; Insecta; Coleoptera; Tenebrionidae. Gene Ontology annotation, molecular function: zinc ion transmembrane transporter activity. The transcript has 8 exons. Bases 56 to 1171 code for a protein of 371 amino acids. Gene Ontology annotation, biological process: zinc ion transmembrane transport. The record is from RefSeq and is a predicted model, not a curated record. Gene Ontology annotation, cellular component: membrane.